ACUUGUAGGAAAGCCUCUUUGCAUUUAGACGUAAUUGAACUGGAAGGAAGCAGACUGGCCGGGGAAUAGGGGGAAAGAAAUUCUCCUGUUGCUCCUCCUCCUCUUUAUCACUUGCCUCCUGACUGUCUUCCAAACCAAGCUCAGCUGCAUCAGGGUGGCAGCAGAAUACCCUGUGCAAGUGCCAGCGUCUUCUUAGCAGCCCUGUGCAUCCCAGGCUGCCCUGUUAUCUGGCCACCGUCCCUGGCCAUUGGGACUGAUUCUGAUGGCUGUGGCCUCCGCUGCCCCAGGGAGCAUCUUCUGUAAGCAGCUCCUUUUCUCUCUGCUGGUUUUAAUAUUACUUUGCGAUGCUUGUCAGAAAAUUUAUCUUCGAGUUCCUUCUCAUCUUCAGGCUGAAACACUUGUAGGCAAAGUGAAUCUGGAGGAGUGUCUCAAGUCGCCCAGCCUAAUCCUGUCCAGUGACCCUGCCUUCAGAAUUCUAGAAGAUGGCUCAAUUUACACAACACGUGACCUCAUUUUGUCUUCUGAAAGGAAAAGUUUUUCCAUUUUCCUUUCAGGUAGUGAGAGACAUGAACAACAAGAGAUAAAAGUUGUACUGUCAGCAAGAGAAAACAAGGCUCCUAAGAAGAGACAUACCAAAGACACAGCCCUCAAGCGCAGCAAGAGACGAUGGGCUCCUAUUCCAGCUUCAUUGAUGGAGAACUCAUUGGGUCCCUUUCCACAACACGUUCAGCAGAUCCAAUCUGAUGCUGCACAGAAUUACACCAUCUUUUAUUCCAUAAGUGGACCAGGCGUGGACAAAGAACCCUUCAAUUUGUUUUACAUAGAGAAAGACACUGGAGAUAUCUUUUGUACAAGGAGCAUUGACCGUGAGAAAUAUGAACAGUUUGCGUUAUAUGGCUAUGCAACAACCGCAGAUGGCUAUGCACCAGAAUAUCCACUCCCCUUGAUCAUCAAAAUUGAAGAUGAUAAUGAUAACGCCCCAUAUUUUGAACACAAAAUGACUAUCUUUACUGUGCCUGAAAACUGCCGAUCCGGAACUUCAGUGGGACAAGUGACUGCCACAGAUCUCGACGAACCUGACACUCUCCAUACUCGUCUGAAAUAUAAAAUCUUACAACAAAUCCCAGACCAUCCAAAGCAUUUCUCCAUACAUCCAGAUACCGGUGUCAUCACCACAACUACACCUUUUCUGGAUAGAGAAAAAUGUGAUACUUACCAGUUAAUAAUGGAAGUGCGAGACAUGGGCGGCCAGCCUUUCGGUUUAUUUAAUACAGGAACAAUUACUAUUUCACUUGAGGAUGAAAAUGACAAUCCGCCAUCUUUCACAGAAACUUCUUAUGUUACAGAAGUAGAAGAAAACAGAAUUGACGUGGAGAUUUUAAGAAUGAAGGUACAGGAUCAGGAUUUGCCAAACACUCCUCACUCAAAGGCUGUAUACACAAUCCUACAAGGAAAUGAAAAUGGAAACUUCAAAAUUAGCACGGAUCCAAAUACAAAUGAAGGAGUGUUGUGUGUUGUCAAGCCAUUGAACUAUGAAGUCAAUCGCCAAGUUAUUUUGAAAGUUGGUGUAGUUAACGAGGCACAAUUCUCUAAAGCAGCGAACUCACAAACUCCUACAAUGUGCACUACAACUGUCACCGUUAAAAUUAUAGACAAUGAUGAGGGCCCUGAAUGCCACCCUCCAGUGAAAGUUAUUCAGAGUCAAGAUGGCUUCCCAGCUGGCCAAGAACUCCUUGGAUACAAAGCACUGGACCCGGAAACAGCCAGUGGUGAAGGUUUAAGGUAUCAGAAGUUAGGGGAUGAAGAUCACUGGUUUGAAAUUAAUGAACACACUGGCGACUUGAGAACUUUAAAAGUACUAGAUAGAGAAUCCAAAUUUGUAAAAAACAACCAAUACAAUAUUUCAGUUGUUGCAGUGGAUGCAGUUGGCCGAUCUUGCACUGGAACAUUAGUAGUUCAUUUGGAUGAUUACAAUGAUCACCCACCUCAAAUUGAUAAAGAAGUGACCAUUUGUCAGAAUAAUGAGGAUUUUGCUGUUCUGGAACCUGUAGAUCCAGAUGGACCUGAAAAUGGACCACCUUUUCAAUUCUUUCUGGAUAAUUCUGCCAGUAAAAACUGGAAACUAGAACAAAAGGAUGGUAAAACAGCCAUUCUUCGCCAACGACAAAAUCUUGAUUAUAACUUUUAUUCUGUGCAUAUUCAAAUAAAAGACAGGCACGGUUUAGUUGCAACACAUGUGUUAACAGUGAGAGUAUGUGACUGUUCAACUCCAUCUGAGUGUAAAAUGAACGAUAAAAGUGCAAGAGACGUUAGACCAAAUGUAAUACUUGGAAGAUGGGCUAUUCUUGCUAUGGUGUUGGGUUCUGUAUUGUUAUUAUGUAUUCUGUUUACAUGUUUCUGUGUCACUGCUAAGAGAACAGUCAAGAAAUGUUUUCCAGAAGACAUAGCCCAGCAAAAUUUAAUUGUAUCAAAUACUGAAGGACCUGGAGAAGAAGUAACGGAAGCAAAUAUUAGACUCCCCAUGCAGACAUCCAACAUUUGUGACACAAGCAUGUCUGUUGGUACUGUUGGUGGCCAGGGAAUCAAAACACAGCAAAGUUUUGAGAUGGUCAAAGGAGGCUACACUUUGGAUUCCAACAAAGGAGGUGGACAUCAGACCUUGGAGUCCGUCAAGGGAGUGGGGCAGGGAGAUACCGGCAGAUACGCGUACACAGACUGGCAGAGUUUCACCCAACCUCGGCUUGGCGAAGAAUCGAUUAGAGGACACACUCUGAUUAAAAAUUAAACAGUAAAAGAAGGUGUAUUUGUGUGGACAAGAUGAGGAGCAUAAACAUUGUGAAGACUACGUUCGUUCGUAUAACUAUGAAGGCAAAGGUUCUCUGGCCGGCUCAGUAGGGUGCUGCAGUGACCGGCAGGAAGAAGAGGGACUGGAGUUUCUAGAUCAACUGGAACCCAAAUUUAGGACAUUAGCAAAGACAUGCAUCAAGAAAUAAAUGUGCCUUUUAAUAGUGUAAUAUCCACAGAUGCAUAAAUAGGAGUUUAUUACAUGCAGAAUGUUAGCAGCAUCUGCUAAUGUUUUUGUUUAUGGAGGUAAACUUCAUGUAUAGGUAAGGGUACUAUAAAUAUGAGAUUCCCUUACAUUCUCCUUAUCUGGUAUAACUUCCGUGUUCUCUAGAAAUCAAGGUUUUGUUUGCUAAUUCUCUUUUAGGUGCAUGUAUAUAUUGCCCUAGUCAUGACUGUACUGUACACUUUCUUGCACCUCGUAUUUGAAAACUGAUGUUACUUUUUGUGCUGUGGAAGAACAUUUGGGAAAGCUGGGUAUUAUAGAGGCCAAUGAAAGACGAAUUUGUGUUGUAGAUGUACGAAUUAAAUAUUUUCUUCAAAAUCUUGGGGAGAAUUAUGUUCUCAGAAAUAUUUUCUUUGGGGCCAGAUAAUUGCAUUCUCUCCACCUGAGUGGUUUAAAAAGGACUUUUAAGUAUUCGUCAGUGCAGUCUUUAGUUUGGUGAUUAAGCUCAUUUCUCUUUUACACUUUUGUACUCCUCAGAGCAGUGCUCCCAGCAUUGUUUUCUUUCAGGAUCCUUCAGAGCACGGUCCUUGAACCUCUGCCCAUGUGGAUUUGUUAUCAGGUCCCUUCAACUUCUAGGAUUAUUGGAAAGAUAAGGACCAGAACAAGCUCACAGCAAACUUGAGGGGUAGAGAUUUUACGAAGAUUACCUGAGAAGAUUUCCAUGAAAGAUUUACAACCCUGAGGUUCCUGGGUUGACUUAGGCUCACAAAUAUGUUUCAUUUGCUCAAUAUGGCUUACUACUAACAUUUUAAAAACAUAAAUACGUUAGCAAAAACAUUCACUCUUGAGUUUGGCACAAGCCCACCUUAUCUGUGGUUGCCACCUGCCAUCUCCAAGCAUUUGGACAACUAGCCCUGAUGGCAUUAGGCUGCAACUCUGAUAUACAGAGAUUAGCACCUUGAAUAUGCCCAAAAUUGAAUUACCAUCUGUAUUAAUAGUUAAGACUCAACCUAAAUUUAUAGUUACUUUAAGAAAAUGGGCAGUCAGAAUUAGGGACUAGAAUGUUUAUGAGAAACCCCAUCUCUACUAAAAAUACAAGAAAUUAGCCGGACGUGGUGGUGCAUGACUGUAAUCACAGCUACUUGGGAGGCUGAGGCAGGAGAAUCGCUUGAACCUGGGAGGCAGAGGUUGCGGUGAGCUGAGAUUGUGCCAUUGUACUCUAGCCCGGGCAACAAGAACAAAACUCUGUCUCAAAAAAAAAAAAAAGAAAAAAUGAAAUCUAUUACUGCAACACUUACCAAACAUUUGUGGAAUGAUGAAAAUAUGAAUGCACA
Molecule: messenger RNA, 4341 nt
Organism: Chlorocebus sabaeus (green monkey)
Lineage: Eukaryota; Metazoa; Chordata; Mammalia; Primates; Cercopithecidae
Gene: DSC1
Product: desmocollin 1
Biological process (GO): homophilic cell-cell adhesion
Cellular component (GO): plasma membrane; desmosome
Molecular function (GO): calcium ion binding
Source: RefSeq, a predicted model, not a curated record